Entrophospora sp. SA101 is the source of this 786-nucleotide messenger RNA. The record is from the annotation of a GenBank genome assembly. NCBI's taxonomy places the organism in Eukaryota, Fungi, Glomeromycota, Glomeromycetes, Entrophosporales, Entrophosporaceae.
AUGGGUUAUUUAAAUAAUUUCGUUAUUUUGGAAGGUGACAGUGAAGGUGAUGAAGAUAGUAAUAAUAAUAUGACAGCUAUAAGUGAUAUAUUUGGUCCAUAUACAUCAAUUAUUAAAAAAGUAUGUAAUAAAUGUGAACGCAUAUUAGAAUAUUAUGACAAUUUUCAAGAUAAAAAUAUAAAAUUUUGCGGAAUUUUGGUUGACUUUAUGCAUUUUAAUAUAAAACAUUUGACAAGAAGCAAGGAAGAGAAUUUAGAGAAUUUUAAGCAAGCAACAUUCUACCAAUCAUUUAAUAGAUUUGAGAUUGCGUUAAAUAGUAUUGAAAAAUUCAUUUAUGGAAUUUCAGAUUAUGGAAUUGUUAGGAAUUUUAUGAUCUUGAGCAUUCUUGAUCCCAAUUCAACAGCAGAAGCAGCCGCAACAACUGCAAUUACAAAAACAACUACAAUCAAUCAGGAAUGGAAAGUUAUUAUAAUUUUGUAUAUGAAUGGGCUGAAAAGGAGAUUACUAAAAUUGUAUGAGAAAAAUUGUAUUAAUUGGGUGACUAAACUAAAGAUUGCAUAUGAUGUUGUCAGAGGGCUUUCAUACUUACAAAGUGUCAACAUAUUGCAUCAUUCUGUUAAAUGUGAAAAUAUUUUAAUUGAUGGAAUGGGAGAUGCAAAGGUGGCCAAUUUUGAUAAAGAAGUACAAGAGUUAUGGGAUGUUACUUGGGAGCUUGUUUAUCAAAAAAUACCAUAUAAAGAUUUUAAAGUGAAUGAUAUUAAUGAUUAUGUGUUGUCUGGCUGGUAA